CAUUGUGUGUCGAACAAUAGCCGACAAUAAAACAAAGUUUUAGGCAUCUAUUGUACUUGAAAAUUUUACGUGCACCUGAAACAACUCGCGUUAAUAACACAAAUGUAUCGAAUUGCAAUAUGCUUAAUUGUCUCUAUAAUCGAAGGCGGCGGCAGGAAGUUGGCUUGCAAAAAUCCAAAAACAGCGCUUGAAAUUGGCAAAUGGGCACACAAUUUGAAGCAUCUGGACUCUGCGGUUAUCGAAAACGGACCAGUUUCUAUGCACGAGGGACAAAUGUACGUAUAUGAAAACUAUUUCCCGAAUUAUAUUAUCAAAUACGUCCAUGUCGACAAUGUCGCUAUAAAAUCUUGCGGAGCCAAUGCACAAGUGAAGAAAGGUGGCGUUGACGCUUCUUCGGUUCUUAUCGUCCUACACGCCGAUAUAAACGAGGAGAUCCGGUCAGUGAUCGACAUCUGGGGCACGGCGAAUGGAGUCCCCGCAAAAGGCGUCGCAUCUCAUCCCGAACACUACAAAGGUGGUAUGAAGUCCAUUUACCUCUUUAGCGAUCGACGAGCCGUUAACCACAACACAGGUUUCAGAAAAAAUAGAUAAUGAUCAAACGGAAAAAUAUUUAUUGUUGUAAUAGUUUAAUU
Papilio machaon (common yellow swallowtail) is the source of this 632-nucleotide messenger RNA. RefSeq lists its product as uncharacterized. Bases 103 to 591 code for a protein of 162 amino acids. The record is from RefSeq and is a predicted model, not a curated record. Lineage: Eukaryota; Metazoa; Arthropoda; Insecta; Lepidoptera; Papilionidae. The transcript has a single exon.